AUGCCCAAUAGAAACAAGACUCGCUACGAAUUUGGUUUGACUCCUGUCACAAAGAAUAACAUACCACCGUUAAACGUCUUGCUAGACGCUGCUAACGCACUUCUUGCUUCAACUGUGCGCUGGCCGCCCGGAAAAACAUACUACGAUGGUAUGGUUCAGACUUUUUCCCACAAAGAGCCGUCUGGACCCAAUUGGCAUGGUCGCUUAAGACGCGCUCUAUUUGUAUUGCCCUCAAGUUAUCACCCGGCAGAACAGGGAACGUUCCACGAGUUUUGGGAAGUCAUUGGCACUCGACACUGCCAAGCCCAAGAGGAAUACGUUCCCGAACUAGUUUCUGCCACCCAUCUCGAACCAUACCUUGACGGAGACUACAAUGGUUGGACAUACCACUACACAUACUCUCCGCCCGUUUCUCCACGCACGUUUACAGUUCUUCUUGCCACAUCACUCGACGACAAUCCACCUCGUCAAGCAUGGGUAAUCAAUAUACCCUUUGAUGUUGGUGAUAACGAGGGCCUAAAAGCGCUCGAAGAAAGAGGCGUCCGUGGCCGGUUCACGUCGGUCGACCGCCUCCUCGAAGUUGAUGGAAAAGUGGAAUGGAUACCACGCCAGGAUAACCCAUUCUUGUCUCGGGCUAGGGGCGCAACGAUGUAUCAAAUCGGGGGUUCAAUCCCAAAUUUUAUACCGGAAAGGGGAAUGCCUAGGCAAAUUGCCGAGCGUGUUGCUCAAGUAGUGGAAUACAUGGCUGCUCGGCGACAAGGUCAAUCUGGCCGUAGACCCAAACUGGUAUCUCGCUCCAGUUCACUCUCCAUUGUCAAGCGUGCUAGACGUCGUUCUGUGCAGGCUCUGACAAGCAUGGAUGCUGGCGCGUCAGGAUCAUCUCCAACUCCAACAACUCCCGCGAGUACAGUUACCGGAGAUGGAUCGCCUGCGGGGGCAAGACCGGCCUCAACCUCAACUACACAGUAG
Rhizoctonia solani is the source of this 969-nucleotide messenger RNA. RefSeq lists its product as uncharacterized. The record is from RefSeq and is a predicted model, not a curated record. Bases 1 to 969 code for a protein of 322 amino acids. NCBI's taxonomy places the organism in Eukaryota, Fungi, Basidiomycota, Agaricomycetes, Cantharellales, Ceratobasidiaceae. The transcript is spliced from 8 exons.